CGGUCACGUGGUGCGAGGUCCUGGUAGCCAUGGUGAUGCAGGACGCAUGAUCAGCUGUCAUCAGGCUGUGCGGAGUAUGGAGCAGAGCCCGGGACCUCCCGAUCAUUAUCAGCUGAUGGAGGAACUGCAGGCGGAGCGGAGGAUGAAGGAGAUGUUACAAGCGUCUAUAUAUGAAAGAAAAAAUGCAAUUGUGGACCUGGAAAGGAAACUGAGCAGUGUGGGUGAUGAAGGCAAUGAAUGGAAAACAAGGUAUGAGACACAAAUUGAACUAAACAGACAACUAGAACGUCAAAUUCAUAUGCUACAAGAAAAAUCAGAACACAUCCGAGGCAAUCCAACAGAUCGUCUGUCAUCCAUUCGCUCUUAUGACCAAAUGCCUGAAGGUGCGUUAAACCAGUAUCUAAAGCGAUUGGAGGAUGAGAAGACUUUAAUAGAAAAUCAAUUAAAAGAUUUUGAACUUCGAAUAGAACAAGAAGCAAAGGCUUACUACAAAGUUAAUGAUGAAAGAAGAAUGUAUGUUUCAGAAAUUUCCCAGACCUCGGUCAUACAGGAUGCUGUUAAGAAACAGCCAGCUGAUGCAGUACAUGUCACCAGGGGAAAUCCAGGCAAUAAAGUAAUGUAUAAUGCAUCUGUGAACCAAAGAAUGUCAGAAAAAAAGAAAAAGCCAAUUAAAAAGACUGUAAAAGUUUCUUCCAAAACAAACCUAGAACGGUGAAGCUAAGGAGUUUUUGGAGGCAAUGAGAACAGAUUUCUUCAUAUAGUUUAAACCAAGAGGCCCAUUGUUUCUUUCUAUCCGAGAAGAACUUUCAGAAUUUAUGAAGCACUAAGAAGACAUAGCAAAUGUGCUGUUAUAUCCUUAUCCAGGGCAUGUUAUCUGGCCUUGCCAAGAACCAUGUAUGGACAACUGCUACCAAAGGCCCAUCCUGUAAAGAACCCGGUACUCACAAAGGUUAUUGUACUUCCUCAGUUUGGCACUGCUUCCCCUCCUUUUAGCAGGCAAUCAUUACCAAGGGAUUAAGCACUGCUUCCCCUUCUUUUAGCAGGCAAUCAUUAGCAAGGGAUUAAGCACUGCUUCCCCUCCCUUUAGCAGGCAAUCAUUACCAAGGGAUUAAGCACUGCUUCCCCUUCUUUUAGCAGGCAAUUAUUACCAAGGGAUUAAGCACUGCUUCCCCUCCUUUUAGCAGGCAAUCAUUACCAAGGGAUUAAGCACUGCUUCCCCUUCUUUUAGCAGGCAAUUAUUACCAAGGGAUUAAGCACUGCUUCCCCUUCUUUUAGCAGGCAAUUAUUACCAAGGGAUUAAGCACUGCUUCCCCUCCUUUUAGCAGGCAAUUAUUACCAAGGGAUUAAGCACUGCUUCCCCUCCCUUUAGCAGGCAAUCAUUACCAAGGGAUUAAGCACUGAAGCACAGGUCUUGUUCUUCCUUUGGAAUGGAUGGGUGAUCUGUGUAUAUGAUGGACCUCAUUUUGAUCUGAACACAAGCAAACAUCAGUGCGUGGAUCUGUGUGUGAGGAGGUGCAGCAUGGUGUGGCUGCAGUAAACACUCUGUCCAGAUUCAGUAACAGAACUGUAUUGUAAAUGUAGUUUAAAUUAGUACAACUGCCUCGGCAUAAAGUCAACUUGACCAUGCACACUCAAUGUAUGUAGCAGGAAACAGUGUAGCAGCAGGUCUCGGAUGCACUGACAGCGCCUGUCUCAAGGGAUGGAAUGCAGCCUGGCUGGUCUGUGCCCAUACAGGGAGGGUUGGUGUGUCCUUGCUUUUUCCCUACUCAUCUGGAGCCUCUCCUUACCACUAUGACUGUUCCUGACAGAUGGGUGACCUGACCCUACACUACCCACAUGCAAAAUGCGUAGUAAGCUCGGGAGCCAGAACCAUAAAUAGACUCUGUCUGACCCAAGAUGGCCUCCAGAGUCACUUGGGGCAGCAGCAUCCAUCUGGAUAGCUUCCCCAGUGACCCAGGAAACCAUAGAGGAAGCAUGUUCCUCCUGACUUAAUGUCCCUCUGCAAUUCCGCUGCGGUUCAUUGCCACAUGCAGUGGAGAAAGGUGACUGCACCUGCCUACAUGUGCCUGGCCCAUGUCACUUAGGCAGCACAAUCAAGGAACAUAGCAGUGAAUUAUUGGAGUGCCACUGACCUUGCUGGUUAAAAAGAUUGUAAAUUAUACACAGAUUACAAAUCUGCUGGCUCCAUAAGACUCUGAAUAACUAUAUGGACACUAGAAUAACUGUUACUGAAAGAUCAAACAGUUGUUAAUUCGAUAUAGGCAAGUAUAAUGUCCAAUGCUGUGCAUAAGUCACUGGUAGUCUGCCACCAUGUGCUAAUAUUUGGUGCACACUAGCACGUCAUGGCUAAUGGCUCCUGGAGAUCCAUUUUUUUAAAUGGUGGAGAUUACAUAUUGCUAAAGUGGAAUUAAUGUACCUGUGCCAAUGAUUACACACUGUCGUUCUGAAUCAGUCAUUCAUGCCCCAACCAACCUCGGGCGGUUAUGAAUCACUACCCAAGGUCGUUCUGUGCAUCCACUGCUAGCACAUCAAUAAAGUAUGAACUAGAGCCUCUAGAGCAGGGGUCUCAAUCUCAAAUUACCUGAGGGCCACAAGACAAGUUUUCAUAUGCCAUGGGGGGCCGC
Molecule: messenger RNA, 2624 nt
Organism: Rana temporaria (common frog)
Lineage: Eukaryota; Metazoa; Chordata; Amphibia; Anura; Ranidae
Product: coiled-coil domain-containing protein 169-like
Exons: 8
Coding region: 47-715 (222 amino acids)
Source: RefSeq, a predicted model, not a curated record